This is a messenger RNA of Colias croceus (clouded yellow), 1348 nucleotides long. RefSeq names its product chorion protein S38-like. The transcript has 2 exons. NCBI's taxonomy places the organism in Eukaryota, Metazoa, Arthropoda, Insecta, Lepidoptera, Pieridae. The record is from RefSeq and is a predicted model, not a curated record. The coding region runs from base 57 to 1133 and encodes 358 amino acids.
UAGAUAGUUGUUGAAGAAACAACUUCAUUUGCGUGGCCAGCGAUUAGCUAAUCAGAAUGGCUACUAUUACAAAGUUGACGACGUUAGCUAUCCUACUAAGCAGCACCUACGCUGGUAUUCUCCAUGGAAACGACCAUUCCCAUGAUCUCCAUAGUCAUGAGCAUCACGACCUGCACAGCCAUGAUCACCACGACCACCAUGGCCCUGCUUAUCCUCCAGCGCCCCUAGCCAGUCUAUCAGCGCCGGGUUCAUACGCUCCAUCUUACUCUAGUUUCGCACCCAGCUCUUUCCCAGCUGGUUCUCUGCCAUCUGCCAGCUACUCUGGAGCUGGUUUCAUUGGAGGUGGAUCAAUCUCGGGACACAACUUAGGAUAUGGUGGAGCCGGCCUUACUGAAGCUGCUAUCGGAUCAGCUGGAUUCAGUGGACCUGGUUUCGGAGGACCUGGUUUAUCUGCAGGCAUCGGUGGCGCUGCUCUUUCCGGUCCUUUGUCUGGACCUGGUUUAAUUGGAGCUCCCAUCGCCCCACCUGUUCUCGCUGGUGGUUCUUUACCUGGAGGCUUCAACGGUCAAUCAUCCCCCAAUGGUCCUAAAGCUCCUGUAAUUGACGAAAUCCACGGACUCGCCAACAGCAACGGAGCGCCUAUUCAGUACCGCGUGCGUGAGGAGCCCUACCAAGUAUUCCGUGAAGUCACACACAGAGUUCCCCAGCCAUACCCAGUGCCAUACCCCCAAACCGUUCAAGUUCCAUUCCCCCAACCUUACCCUGUUCAAGUCCCAGUCGUAAGAAACGUCCCAGUUCCCGUUGUUAAGAUUCAACACGUGAAAGUUGACAAGCCCGUGCCGUACCCAGUGGAGAAGAUCGUGAAAGUGCCUUUUGAAAGGGUUGUGGAAGUGCCCGUCGACCACCCAGUUCCCGUUGAAAAAAUUGUUGAAGUGCCCAUCGUGAAAUUGAUUAAGGUUCCAGUACCAGUCGUGAAGACUUACGCAGUGCCAGUAGUGAAGACUGUGCAUCACAAAGCUCAUGUUAGCCACGGACAUGGCCAUGGCAUUAACAUCCACGGUCUCAUUCACAAUCUCGGACACGGAUACGGCCAUGGUUACGGUUACAGUCACGGACACGGUCACGGCUGGUAAACAGAAGUUCAAUACUUUGGAUAAAAUACCUCAUUCACCAUUGGCUAGUCUACUCUUCUGUAAAUAUUUCUUGUCGUUAGCUCAUCGAGAGGCUGCAACGUAGGGUGAUAACUAAGUCAUUAAUUUAGGAACACAAUGUGUAUUCAAUAUUUUCGUUUUGUAAAUAGUAAGUAAUAUUUAGAAUGAUUACUUUAAAUAAACGAUCCUCCAAAGAA